This is a messenger RNA of Gallus gallus (chicken), 2981 nucleotides long. It is a transcript of the gene FDXR, whose product is annotated as ferredoxin reductase. The record is from RefSeq and is a predicted model, not a curated record. The transcript has 13 exons. NCBI's taxonomy places the organism in Eukaryota, Metazoa, Chordata, Aves, Galliformes, Phasianidae. Gene Ontology annotation, biological process: ubiquinone biosynthetic process. Bases 94 to 1575 code for a protein of 493 amino acids. Gene Ontology annotation, cellular component: mitochondrion.
GGGCGGCGCGGCGACGGCCUCGGGGCGGUUCCGCCUCGGGUAUAUGGGGACGGAGAACGCGGCCGCGGGCUGCACUCCGCCACCAGCGAGGCGAUGGCGGCCCCCGCCCGCGUGGGUCUCCGGCGCUGGCUGUCCUCGCGUGCCCCGGCGCCAAGGAUCUGCGUGGUGGGCAGCGGCCCCGCGGGGUUCUACACGGCUCAGCACAUCCUGAAGUUUCUGGCUACAGGAUUUUUGUGCAGCACUCCCUCUUGCCCUGCAUUUCUCCCAGAGCACCAUGACCUGGCACAAGUGGACAUCUAUGAGAAGCUGCCUGUUCCAUUUGGGCUUGUCCGUUUUGGAGUGGCACCAGAUCACCCUGAAGUGAAGAAUGUGAUCAACACGUUCACACACACUGCACGUUCAGAUCGUUGUGCCUACUAUGGGAAUGUCACCGUGGGCAGGGACGUCACGGUGGGAGAGCUGCAGCAGGCGUACCAUGCCGUGGUGCUGAGUUACGGUGCUGAAGACAACCGGGUUCUGGGGAUCCCAGGGGAGAACCUCUCUGGGGUUUACUCCGCCCGAGCCUUUGUGGGCUGGUACAAUGGACUGCCUGAGAACCGGGAUCUGAAGCCUGACCUAAGCUGUGAAACAGCGCUGAUCCUGGGCCAUGGCAACGUGGCUCUGGAUAUCGCCCGCAUCCUCCUUUCCCCACUGGAUUUCCUCAGGAAGACAGACAUCACUGACUGCUCCUUGGCAGCUCUAGCCUGCAGCAAGGUGAAGCGUGUGUGGCUGGCUGGGAGAAGGGGACCUCUCCAAGUUGCUUUCACUAUCAAGGAGCUGCGGGAGAUGAUAAAUCUGCCUGGUACCCAACCUGUCCUGAACCCCGCUGACUUCACAGGCCUCGAAAAUGCUGUUAAAGAUGCCCCCAGGCCCAGGAAACGACUGACUGAGCUGAUGAUCAAAACAGCCCUGGAGAAGCACAGGGAGAAGGCAGUGAUGGCGCAGGCAGCAGUCCCCCGGCAGUGGGGCUUGAAGUUCCAGCGUAGCCCCCAGGAGGUGCUGCCCACCGCUGAUGGGAUGCGGGUGAGGGGCGUCCGCAUGGCCCUGACCCGCUUAGAGGGCUCAGGUGACUCUGCCAAAGCUGUCCCAACAGGAGACAUGGAGGAGCUGGAGUGUGGGCUGGUGCUCAGCAGCAUUGGCUACCGGAGCCUGCCCCUGGACCCAGCAGUACCUUUCGACACCCAACACAGCAUUAUCCCCAACAACUUGGGCAGGGUGAUGGGUGUUCCAGGUCUGUACUGCAGUGGGUGGGUGAAGAGAGGACCCGUGGGUGUGAUCAUCACCACCAUGAACGACAGCUUUGACACUGCCCAGUCUGUGCUGGAGGAUCUCCAGGAGGGUGUGCUGGAUGUGUCUGUCUCCAAAGAAGGUUUUGGGGCUGUGGGUAGCAUCCUGCGUAGUCGAGGGAUCCGUCCUGUUUCCUUCUCAGAGUGGGAGAAGAUAGAUGCUGCCGAAGUGGCACGAGGAAAAGCUGCUGGCAAACCCCGGGAGAAGAUAGUAGAUCCUCAGGAGAUGCUGCAACUGAUUGGUCACUGAAGCUGCAGGGAUGGUCCACGCAGUACUGUCCUGGGGCAGCGCCAAGCUGGAAGCCAACCUGGGGAUGAACGUGGCACUGAGGACCUUCUGCUAACAAUGAACUCUGCAUUCCCUGAGUGAGUGACUCAGAACAGCUGAGGCUAUGGGCUGGCCCCAGAUCUCUGCAGCCUGCAGCUGCGGCUCCUAGGGGUGAUUUAUGUUGCCUGAGUCCUUCUGGCAUUGGCAGAUUGGACAGAGCAGGUGAGGGGAGAUGUGUGCUUGGCAGAAGCCUUGGCCUGACGCUACACUCAUGGCAAGAAGCACAGAGAAACUUUCUUGUGUCUUACUGCCUCCCCUUUAGGCCUCAAGCCAAAUGACUUCAUUGCCUUGUCACUCGUGUGAGCAGGCUUUUUUUUUUAAAUAAUAAUUGUUUUAAAAUAAACCCUUCCAGGAAAGACAAUUUGGACCUGCCACUUGAGUCUGGCUCCUUUGUGACUGCCUUGUUCUCAGGAGCUGCCAGCCCAGCUCGUGUCUGCUGCAGCUUGUCCCAGGGACAGCCAGCUCCUCUUGUGCAGGGAGGGACUGUUUGCUGUCUGCCUGCUGGGAGCUCUAAACAAAAGCUCUUAACAAAACAGACAAGGGCAUUAAUUUGCAUUCUGCCUUCCACAAUUGAACCCUGACAAAGCCUGGGUUCUAGCUUGUGGGGUGAAGUGGGAUAACAGGCGUGUAACUGCCUUGUUUUGGAUCACAGGAGAUCCCAUGUACUGGUACCUGCUGGAGCUGAAUCAUGCAGCAGUGCCUUGCUCCCUUUCACUUCGCUCACUGUUGGUUGGGAUUUUUUUUGCCUGUGUGUUUUGAAGCUUAUUAAAUGCUUCUCUUAGCCUAAAUUGACAGUGGUGACGGUGUCAGGAUUUAAGCCAGAUUACAAGCUGCGAGCAGUAAUCUCCUCUUUAUCCGUGGUGCAGAAGCCAGGCCAGCAUGGCCCCCUCCCCGCUGCCACCCACGCUGUCCCUGACCGCUGCAGUCACCUCGGUGUGAUUGGAGCUGCUCCCAGCUCUGACCUGUGUAAACAGUGAGGACGGCUGUUGCUUGUGGCUGCGUAUAAAAACAAAUUGGGCUCUGUGAUGGAGGCAGGGGGUAAAUCAAGCCGGGGCAGAUGGCAGUGACUGUCUCAGUUCCACGCUUAGCUACGAUCUCCUCCACAUUCCCUCCUGGGGUAGGGGAUUUACCCCUGUCCCGGUGCCGUGUGCCCAUGCCUGUCUCUGAUCCCAGGCUAGGCAAGGAAGAUCAGCGGCUUCUCUCUUUUUUUCUGUUUCUUUUUUUCCUUCCUUUUCUAUUUGAAUCUCAUUUGCAAGAUCAUUAAGAAACUCAGGAAAUGUGGUACUGGGAGCUCGUACGCAAACGAGCAAUAAAGCUUUUGUCGAACA